Messenger RNA from Elephantulus edwardii (Cape elephant shrew), 1491 nucleotides. It is a transcript of the gene FZR1, whose product is annotated as fizzy/cell division cycle 20 related 1 (Drosophila). Gene Ontology annotation, cellular component: anaphase-promoting complex. Lineage: Eukaryota; Metazoa; Chordata; Mammalia; Macroscelidea; Macroscelididae. The record is from RefSeq and is a predicted model, not a curated record. The transcript has 13 exons. Gene Ontology annotation, molecular function: anaphase-promoting complex binding; ubiquitin ligase activator activity; protein binding. Bases 1 to 1491 code for a protein of 496 amino acids. Gene Ontology annotation, biological process: anaphase-promoting complex-dependent catabolic process; positive regulation of anaphase-promoting complex-dependent catabolic process; positive regulation of ubiquitin protein ligase activity.
AUGGACCAGGACUACGAGCGGCGUCUGCUGCGACAGAUCAUCAUUCAGAAUGAGAACACCAUGCCGGGCGUGGCGGAGAUACGGCGCACGCUGACCCCUGCCAACUCGCCUGUGUCCUCUCCCAGCAAGCACGGAGACCGCUUCAUCCCCUCAAGGGCCGGGGCCAACUGGAGCGUCAACUUCCAUAGGAUCAAUGAAAACGAGAAGUCACCGAGCCAGAACCGGAAGGCCAAGGACGCCACCUCGGACAACGGCAAAGAUGGACUGGCCUACUCAGCCCUGCUGAAGAACGAGCUCCUGGGGGCCGGCAUCGAGAAGGUCCAGGACCCGCAGACGGAGGACCGGCGGCUGCAGCCGUCCACGCCCGAGAAGAAGAGUCUGUUCACGUAUUCCCUCAGCACCAAACGCUCCAACCCAGAUGACGGCAACGAGGUGUCUCCGUACUCCUUGUCCCCUGUUAGCAACAAGAGUCAGAAGUUGCUGAGGUCGCCACGGAAACCCACUCGCAAAAUCUCCAAAAUCCCCUUCAAGGUCCUGGAUGCCCCUGAGCUCCAGGACGACUUCUACCUGAACCUCGUGGACUGGUCUUCCCUCAAUGUGCUCAGUGUGGGGCUGGGGACCUGUGUGUACCUGUGGAGUGCCUGCACCAGCCAGGUGACACGGCUCUGUGACCUGUCGGUCGAAGGGGACUCGGUGACCUCUGUAGGCUGGUCUGAGAGGGGGAACCUGGUGGCUGUCGGCACCCACAAGGGCUUCGUGCAGAUCUGGGACGCGGCUGCGGGGAAGAAGCUGUCCAUGUUGGAGGGCCACACAGCACGUGUCGGUGCCCUGGCCUGGAAUGCCGACCAGCUGUCGUCCGGGAGCCGCGACCGCAUGAUCCUGCAGAGGGACAUCCGCACGCCGCCCCUGCAGUCUGAGCGGCGGCUGCAGGGUCACCGGCAGGAGGUCUGUGGGCUCAAGUGGUCCACAGACCACCAGCUGCUGGCCUCCGGGGGCAACGACAACAAGCUGCUGGUCUGGAACCACUCAAGCCUGACCCCGGUGCAGCAGUACACAGAGCACCUGGCGGCUGUCAAGGCCAUCGCCUGGUCGCCGCAUCAGCACGGCCUGCUGGCCUCGGGGGGCGGCACAGCCGACCGCUGCAUCCGCUUCUGGAACACGCUGACAGGGCAGCCGCUGCAGUGCAUCGACACCGGCUCACAAGUCUGCAACCUGGCCUGGUCCAAGCACGCCAACGAGCUGGUCAGCACACACGGAUACUCACAGAACCAGAUCCUCGUCUGGAAGUACCCAUCCCUGACCCAGGUGGCCAAGCUGACCGGGCACUCCUACCGCGUGCUGUACCUGGCCAUGUCCCCUGACGGAGAGGCCAUCGUCACCGGGGCUGGAGACGAAACCCUCAGGUUCUGGAAUGUCUUCAGCAAAACUCGCUCCACAAAGGUAAAGUGGGAGUCCGUAUCAGUCCUCAACCUCUUUACCAGGAUUCGGUAA